GGACACUCCGUAAACAACGGCCGCGACUUAAAUCAAAACAGAGGGAGGAUUUUUGUCACUUAGAUAUUUAUUUGACCUCUCUCGUCAGCAAGUUGCAGCACACUUAUAACAAUAAUUCUUUCGAAAAAAAAAGCUAUUGUUAUUUGUAAACUGUUCACAUUUUUUUCUGACGACUUUACUUUUCUUUACUUUCCGAGAAUGGAUGGCAAGGGCCCCCAGACGCUGUGUGACCUCUGCUUGGCUCAGGUGUGCAGCAGAUUAGAUGCUUUGUGCAGGAAGGGAGCAGACGGUUCAAUGAGCCUCAUCUGGGCCCCACUGUUCCCACAGGAACUGGCUGACCAACUGCUGCAAAAGAUGGUAACCAAAGGAAUGCUGAAUGACACAACUGUUGGGAUUUUCCGAAACAGCGAGAAGCUCCGCCUGCGCAGCGCCUCCAUCCGCUACUGUAAGGUGUCCGCCAUGGCUUUCCGCCUGGCCCUCUGCCCUCACCGGCUCCUGGAACUAGACGCCUCCUGGGUCCCUGGGGGUCUUACGGGGGCUGAUGUCAUCUCAGGCCUGGCCUCCAACCCAGACUGCAGGGCUAGUCUGCAGAUGUUGGCCCUCAAUGGCUUGAGUCUGAACUUGGAAUCUCCGGAAGAGGACAGUGGGGUGUUCAUUGGCUUUAGCUCCUUGCAAGGGCUCAAGACGAUCCACCUCGUCAACACAGAUCUAACGGAUGAUGUCCUUGAGGAUAUUUGUACUCUCCCCCGGCUGGAGACUUUGGAUAUCUCCUGUAGCUCUGUGACUGAAUUGAAUGCGCUCCUUAAAUGUAAAAACACACUGAGAUCCCUCAUUGCCCACCGGCUGUACCGACUUGACACGACUCCUGUCAGGUUGCUCUUUAUCUUCACCCAACUUCACGCUCUUAGGCAUCUGGACAUCUCGUACAACCACUUUGCCAACGACGACAGCGAAAGGAGGACUAACGGAGAUGAGACAGUGAGGCAGCUUCUGGAAGCAGGUCCACAGAUUCUCCCGUCACUCGUAUCUUUAGAUAUUUCAGGAAGGAAAACGAUCGAUGACUCGGCGCUCAGAGGCUUUGUGGAGUCCAGGAGCGGCCUUGUCUUUCUCGGCCUGCUUGCCACUGGACUUAGUUCCUCUCCUGUUCUAUCUUCCCACGAAAACCUAAAAGUAACUGGAGAAGCUAAUGAGAAGCAGCUCUGGGAGGCACUCCGAAGGUACAGAGAGAGGGAGUGUUUCGUAAAAGAGGCCCUCAUCCAUCUCUACCAUCUGACUACUGACACUGACAAACCGCAGCCGGACAUGCUGAAGUUGGUGGUGGAGGACAUGCGGAGCCACCCAGAGUCUCCGCAUGUCCACCUGUUGGCCACGGCGUGUGUGUUUAACCUGACCACCCGGGACCUGGCAGAGGUCAUGCCCGUCAGGCUGAUGAGCGCCACGGUAACCCAGCUGCUGCACGCCAUGGAGACCUUCCCUAACAUCCAGCAGGUGCAGAGCAACUGUCUGAUGGCACUCUGCAAUGACUACCUGCUGCAGAAUGUUCCUUUUGACAGGUAUUCAGCGGCCAUGUUGGUGAUCAAAUGGCUGAGCAACCACGAGGAGCCGACCCUGCAGAGGAUUGCAGUGGCCAUCAUCUCCAUCCUGGUGGCGAAGAUUUCCGUAGAGGAGACGGCACUGCUCAGCAACGACAUCUCAUUUAUGAAGCAGCUGCUGACUGUUGUGCAGCAUAAAGCCAUGCUGGGACUGGUAGACCCCACUCUGAAGUUUGCCCUGAGCGCUCUGUGGAACCUGACCGACGAGACGCCCACGGCCGCCCGCAAUUUCAUCGAGUGUCAGGGCUUGGAGCUCUACAUGGAGGUUCUGGAGUCCUACUACAGUGAAACUGCUAUUCAACAGAAGGUCCUUGGCCUUUUGAACAACAUAGCGGAGGUGGAGGAGCUCCAGCCUGACCUGAUGGAUGAAGACCUGUUGGAGCACAUCCUCAGCCUCCUGCAGGACUCCCAGAUGCUGGUGGAGGUGCGCUACUUUGCAGGAGGGAUUUUGGCGCAGCUGGCCUCCAGGGAAGAGGCCUGGACUUUGGACCAGGAGCUCCGGAGCACCAUUCUGGAGCAGCUGCACAAAUCAAUAAUGACAUGGCCUCAUCUGGAGCAGGAGAUGGUGUCUUACCGGUCCUUCCGUCCAUUUUGCUCUCUGCUUCAGACUUACCAGCCCUCAGGUGUCCAGCUGUGGGCGGUGUGGGCGAUACAUCUCGUUUGCAGACAAAACGCUUCGUAUUACAUCCAUAUGCUAACUAAGGAGGGCCUGAUGGAGCUUCUGAAAGCAUUAGACACGCAUCCCGACACACACAGCGACGUUAAAAGGGUUUCCCAAAGCAUCCUGCGGAUGGUACAGGAACAACAGAGUCCCUGUGAGGUGACGAACAGCCAGACGGAGCCUGGAAAGUCCUAACAAGAGUGCUUUAAAAAGCUAUUUUAUCGGAUCUAACGUGUGGUCGCCAUGACAAUACAAAAUGAAUAAAUACAGUUGUUCAGAACGGUG
Molecule: messenger RNA, 2538 nt
Organism: Poecilia reticulata (guppy)
Lineage: Eukaryota; Metazoa; Chordata; Actinopteri; Cyprinodontiformes; Poeciliidae
Product: protein zyg-11 homolog
Cellular component (GO): Cul2-RING ubiquitin ligase complex
Source: RefSeq, a predicted model, not a curated record